AUGGCAGAUAUCGAGAAAGAGCCUGUCCAGGCCAGCGAGCCGGCAGUCGAACUCGGAACUACGACCGCCACGUCCAAGACCCAAAGGUUGCUAGCAUUUCUUAGUGAGGAGAAGAAUGACCCCAACAUCCUCGGCAAAGAACUCUUGCAAAAGGCCUUGGAGUUUGAUACGGAACAACUUGAGCGCGAUUCGAUCAAGGUUCGUCGGAAGCUGGACUUUAUUGUGAUACCCAUGAUGAUGACCACCUACAUGUUGAGCUUUUUGGACAAACAGACUCUGAACUACUCCAACGCAUAUGGUCUCCAAGCCGACACCCACAUGACGGGAGAUGACUACUCCUGGGUGGCUUCAGCCUUGUACUUUGGAUGGCUGUUCGGAGCAUAUCCCUGGAACAUCAUCCUGCAGCGAUACCCUAUCGGCAAACUGAUCGGUGGGAUGCUGUUCGUAUGGGGUAGUGUCUGCAUGCUGCAAGCUGCAGUGUUCAAUUUUGGUUCUUUCUUCACCGUGCGUUUCUUUCUGGGCUGGCUCGAAGGGGUGAUCUCCCCAGCAUUUGUACUUUUGACCUCGAUGCUUUGGACGCGUGAAGAACAGUCCUUCAGGACCUCUCUAUGGCUAUCUACGAAUGGGGUGUCCAGCAUCCUCGGGGCGCUCCUAGCCUAUGGAGCAGGGCAUGCUGAGAACCUCGCGGUGUCGAACUGGAAACUCAUUUACUUGAUUGUGGGAGCGAUGACGUUCAUUUGGGGGUUUGUCAUCAUCCUCUACCUCCCUGAUGGUCCUCACAACGCCAAAAUGCUCACCGAGUAUGAACGAAUGGUCGCUGUGUGGCGGGUGUCGAAGAAUCAAAUGGGCAUCAAAGAGCACAAAUUCAAUCGGGCACAGAUGAAAGAAGCCUUCCUUGAUGGACGCACAUAUCUCCUCCUCGCAAUGGGAGCAUGUACGGGCAUCCUGAAUGGCGGUGUCGCAAACUUCAUCUCCAGCCUGAUCAAGGGCUUCGGCUUCAACCCGUUAAGGACCAGCUUGCUACAGACGCCUGGUGGCGCGUUCGAAGUCAUCGGGUGCGUGGCCUUUGGUUGGCUAUCGACCAAGAAGAACAUGCUGGGAAUUUCCAUCAUCGUCUCCUCCCUACCCGGCAUCGCCGGUCUCAUCGGGCUCCUGACCAUCUCCAUCGACCACCGCUACGCGCUCGUAGCCUGCUGCUGGCUACAAAACGUGCUCGGCAGUCCACUGGUCCUCGGGUGGACGCUCCCUGGCGUGAACACCGCGGGCCACACCAAACGCGCGACCGUCAUCGGGCUCUUCUUUAUCGUCUACGCCGGCGGCAACAUCGCAGGCCCGCAUCUUUUCCUGCCCAGGGAAGCGCCGCGGUACUUCUCGGCCAUCUGGGGCCUGUUGGGCACGUACUGCGCGCUGAUUGCGCUGCAGGUGGUCUAUUCCGCUUGGGUGUUUUCCGACAACAAGAAAAGGGAUCGCAAGGGCUUGCAUGUCGAGCGCGCCGAGGAGGAGCUGCUCGAGGGCUUUGAGGACUUGACCGAUCUGCAGAAUAUUCAUUUCCGAUACAAGGUGUAG
Molecule: messenger RNA, 1566 nt
Organism: Exophiala bonariae
Lineage: Eukaryota; Fungi; Ascomycota; Eurotiomycetes; Chaetothyriales; Herpotrichiellaceae
Exons: 5
Coding region: 1-1566 (521 amino acids)
Biological process (GO): transmembrane transport
Cellular component (GO): membrane
Molecular function (GO): transmembrane transporter activity
Source: RefSeq, a predicted model, not a curated record